UUGACAAGUGAACAAACAAGGAAGAGGCUUGUCAAUUGCCAGAGUUAGGAAACGUGGCCUUAGCAAAGGAGAAUCCAACAUUAGUAGAAACGAGCUGUCUUGAUAGCAGGCAAAUAGCGUACACGACUCCGUUGGGUUGGUGGACAACUUGCAAACAUGGCCGAUGUUAAUCAAGAAUCGGUCUUACCGAGCGAAACUUCACCUCCCGCUCUGGACGGACUGAAUGCAACCGACUCAAAUGGUACCGACGCUGUCAACGCGACAGUGGCCAAGUUUGUGGCGACACCGGAGGGAACAGCACUGGCAUAUGGCAGCCUUGUGUUCAUGGCCCUGUUGCCCAUCUUCUUCGGUGCACUGCGGUCCGUUAGCUGCGGCAAAAGCAAGGUUGCUGGAGAAAAUGGUUGCGAUUAUGAGUACAGAAACUCCUCAGACAUGCCAGAGACCAUCACAGGCAGAGAUGCUGCACGGUUCCCCAUCAUUGCCAGCUGCACCCUUUUCGGCCUCUAUCUUUUCUUCAAAGUUUUCUCUCAAGAGUACAUCAACUUGCUGCUGUCAAUGUAUUUUUUUGUCCUGGGGAUUUUGGCACUGUCUCAUACAAUGAGUCCCUUCAUGAACAGGAUCUUCCCUGCUAACAUUCCCAUCAAGCAGUACCAGCUGCUCUUCACUCAGGGCUCGGGAGAGACCAAAGAAGAGAUUGUCAACUAUGAGUUUGACACCAAGGACAUGAUCUGUCUGGUCAUCAGCACUGUGGUUGGGGUCUGGUACAUCCUCAAGAAGCACUGGAUUGCCAACAACCUCUUUGGCCUGGCGUUCGCCCUGAAUGGGGUGGAGCUUCUGCACCUGAACAACAUCAGUACUGGCUGCAUCCUGCUGGGGGGGCUGUUUGUUUAUGAUGUCUUCUGGGUAUUUGGCACCAAUGUCAUGGUUACUGUGGCCAAGUCGUUCGAGGCACCCAUUAAGUUGGUGUUUCCCCAGGACCUGCUGGAGAAGGGUCUGGGCGCCAGUCAAUUUGCAAUGCUGGGCCUGGGAGAUAUUGUCAUUCCAGGUAUCUUCAUUGCUUUACUUCUCCGCUUUGAUGUCAGUCUGAAGAAGAACACCAGGACCUACUUCCACACCAGCUUCCUGGCCUACAUCUUUGGCCUGGGCCUGACCAUCUGGGUCAUGCAUACCUUCAAACACGCCCAGCCUGCCUUGCUGUACCUGGUCCCAGUCUGUAUUGGAUUCCCAGUGGUUGUAGCUCUGUUGAAAGGAGAACUGACUGAGAUGUUCAGGUAUGAGGAAGUGUCUGCGGAAGAUGCUGCUGCUGCUGCUAAAGAAGAGACUACUACACAGGUUGAGAAAAAAGACAAAUGACGACAAAGGUCCUACAAGGUCGUCCAUCACUCUCUGGCACCACGUUCACAGCAGCCCUCCUUUCUAUACACAUCCUAGAAGGUCGUCCAUCACUCUCUGGCACCAUGUUCACAGCAGCCCUCCUCUCUAUACACAUCCUAGAAGGGUGUUCAUGUUUCCCAGGAGUUGUGUGCUGUACAUGGAAGUGGAUGAUUUGUAUUAAAUAUUUGUUAUAACAUUGGGAAAUGUUGUAGUUUAAGUGUUUUGUAAAACAGCUUUUUGGUGCCUAUGUUUUCCUUGUUUUUGUAUUCCUUUCCCUUUUGCAUUCUCAUAUGAUAUUUCUUGUUUCCAUUUCAUUUGAUUCGCCAGUAUUUUAAACUCAUAUGCUUUACUAUUUUCUUUUUGGGUAAAUCUGAGAUCACAGGAAGCUGAACAUUUUAGAAAUUGCUCUCGGAGUCUCAGAUAACGGGGGUCAAGUUUGGUGGUUUAGUUUGGUUUCUGUCCAGUCUUGGUUUGCUAUAGGAAUCGCUUCCUCAUCGAGAAUGAAACAUCAUUGGACGAUGUGAAGGAGGCUGGAGAUGAGUCUACGAUUGUCAUACACAUGCUUUAGAAGGAACUUUACCUUUGCUACUGUCCCCUGGCCUGGAAGUAGGCCUAAAUACCUUACCAUUCUCAAGGUAUAAUUGUGCCAAUUUGGUAGUGCAUGUAAUUACAUGCCGCCUGACUUGUUGACCAGUGUAACUAAUAAUAGCUUAGAAUUCUGAUCAGCUUAUUUAAGGAAGUAACUUGUGCAAUCAUGAUAUCACAUUUUGAUAUUUGUAUGGACAUUUGCUAUGACACAAUGAGAUUUCUGAGAGUCAUACUUCGCCAUACUCAGUCAUAUCCAAUCAGAUGAGUCUGUUAUAUGGAAAUAAUGUAUUCGUAUAGAAGUGGGUUAUGUCCUGUUCAGUGACUGAGAGGUACCUGCAGAUGGAGACCAGUGUCGACAGAACCAUAUCUCCUCGGAGAGAGGAGCCCCAGGGGAUCGAAUGAUUCCUCUUGCUUUAGGUUGGGAUUGUGCGGCUUUGAUUAUGUAUAAGUUCUGUCCUUUUGCAGAAUGGAGCAGUGUGUUUCAGGCCCAGAUAGAAAGGGAGUGGGGGGGGGCUUUUUCAUGUUAGGGAUUUAAGAUUGAGCAAUUCUGUAGUAAUGUGUUUAGGUGAAGAUCAUGCUCUGCCUGGUGAAGUUUAGUAACCCUGCUAUCAUUUCCAAUAAAUUUACAAUUUUUUUCCCCCUAUUCUACUUGUGUAAUUCAAAGUUUAUUAUGAGCCGUUGUUUAUGAGCUGAUAUCUAUUUUUAUUUUCAAUAAAUGUUGGUGUAUAUCACCGUAGAGAAGCAUAA
Salvelinus fontinalis (brook trout) is the source of this 2709-nucleotide messenger RNA. RefSeq names its product minor histocompatibility antigen H13-like. Lineage: Eukaryota; Metazoa; Chordata; Actinopteri; Salmoniformes; Salmonidae. The transcript has 13 exons. Gene Ontology annotation, molecular function: aspartic endopeptidase activity, intramembrane cleaving. The record is from RefSeq and is a predicted model, not a curated record. Gene Ontology annotation, biological process: membrane protein proteolysis. Gene Ontology annotation, cellular component: membrane; lumenal side of endoplasmic reticulum membrane; cytoplasmic side of endoplasmic reticulum membrane. Bases 157 to 1353 code for a protein of 398 amino acids.